Oldenlandia corymbosa var. corymbosa is the source of this 1799-nucleotide messenger RNA. Lineage: Eukaryota; Viridiplantae; Streptophyta; Magnoliopsida; Gentianales; Rubiaceae. The record is from the annotation of a GenBank genome assembly.
CGAUUUUCUUUCACUAAAACCUUCUUAAACCCCCUGUGUGCCCAGCGGACUUGAGAGAACUAAAAACCCCACACCAAAAAUGACCAGUCGUCUUCUUAACUUCCGAUCAACGGCGACAGUCCGGAGGUUGUCUACGGCGUCUGCGGCCACAAUCACCAAACACAAACCCAAAAAUCUGUACCGAAAGCUGGACGAGCUGAAAAUCAAACCAGACUCUGCCACUAACAUAAGAGAGGCAAUUGAUGAAUGGGCCAACGAAGAAAAGCUCAAAAGGUCCGAUCUUCUUGACCAAAUCAACAUUUGCCGUAUCCGGAAGCACUACCAUAUUGCCCUUCAGCUGUCAGAAUGGCUGGAAAGUAGCGAACUUGAUAUGAAUGAUGUUGACCGAGCUCUACGGAUAGACCUACUUGCUAAGACUAGAGACAUACAGUCAGCAGAAAUGUACUUCAACAGUCUUCAGGAAUCUGCUAAAACAACCAAAACCUAUGGGUCGCUUCUCAACUGUUACAGCAAGGAAAAAUUGUUGGAUAAGGCUCUGGAACUCUGGCACAAGAUUAAGGAGCUGGGUUAUACUUCCACUUUGAACUAUAGCAAUAUGGCUGCUUUAUAUUUACGUGCUAAUCAGCCUGAACAAGUUCCUUUGCUCGUGCAAGAAAUGGAGCAGAAUAUGUUGAAGCCAAAUAUAUACAUAUACAAUCUGUUAGUAAACAGCUAUGCUGCUCAAAAGGAUUUAGAUGCAGUUGAGAAAGUUCUUGAAGAUAUGGCUCAGAAAGAUUUAAAAUGUGAUUGGUUCACCUAUGCAAAUCUGGCAACCAUUCACAUUAACGCCGGAAUGCACCCCAAAGCUGCAGGUUUUAUAUGUAAGAUGGAGGCGGAGAAAGUGCGUGCUCGUGAGAAAUUCCACACCCUCAUCAACCUGUAUAAAGAACUUUCUGAUUUGCCUGGAGUUAAUCGUACGUGGGAGGCUCUCAAGUCAGUCUUUCCUAUCCCCAAUAAGACUAGCUAUCUCGUAAUGAUUUUGGCUCUUUCCAAGUUGGGUGACCUGGAAAGCCUAUUGAAGUGUUUUGAUGAAUGGGAAUCUGUGCACUCCAAGUAUGAUUUGAAAGUAACUAAUGUGGUCUUGGAAGCUUACCUUCAGAGGGACAUGAUUGGGGAAGCAAAUGCUCUGUAUGAAAGUAUAGUGGCAAAAGGCAACAAACCAAAUUUAAGAACGAUGGAGUUGCUAACCUGUUAUCACAUAGAGAACUGCCAGAUAGAUUUGGCUUUGAAGUAUCUAGAGAUGGGUUCAGCUAAGGUUAACAGGGAGCAGGAUAAAUGGUUUCCCACUGACAAAACGAUACAGAAGUUUCUGGCGUAUUUUGAAGCGAGAAAUGACGCAGUUGGAGUUGAGAAGUUCUGUGACAUCAUGAAGAAGAUGGAUCGUCUUGACUCUGCAGUAUACGAGUCCUUGCUUUCUUCCCAGGGAGCUGCUCAGGUAGCAGGGCGUUGACUGUGUAGAAUCGAUGAAAUAGGGACUUUGAUUUAGAAUUAUGCUACAAAUAACAGGUGAGUAAUAUGAAGUACUCAUUCAUGGAUGCUUUUUUCUUGCAACAUCAUCUCUGAACUUAUAUUAUCUUAUGCAUGCAUUCUUUGACGAUGUUGUUUGUAGAUAUGAGGACUAAUGAGUGUUGUCAUGGGCUAGUGCUCAUUCCGUUUAGAGUUUGUUCCUUAGCAGACAUAGACAAAUUGAAUAAAAAUGACUAUACAAAAUCAGAGCAAAAUGACACAGAUCAUUGUUACUCUCUCCAUUCCAAAGUAAG